AUGGCGCCCCCCGUCACACUGCUGGCAGUGCGAGGAUCAGAUGGCACGGCUCUGCUCCGUGGCCCCCCCCACUGUGAGGAGCAUGCAGCCUUUCAGAGGGACCGCCGGCUCAGCAGGUGUGUGACCUUCAGCAGAGACGGGUCGCUCUUUGGUUGGUGUAAUGGACAAAGUGUUUCCGUAGUGAAACCAUCAGACGGUGCCAUGGUGUCGACCUUUGACCUCCCGAAGACGGCCCUGCUGGAGUUUUCCCCGCUCAACAACAUCCUGGUUACCUGGCAACCGUACAGCAAGACUCAGGACAGUCCUCAGGGGGAAGCCAACCUCCAGCUGUGGGAGCUGCAGAGCGGCCGACUCAUCAAAGCUCUGUAUCAGAAGAAGGUCGACUUAUGGUGUCCCAGCUGGUCUGAAGACGAGAAGAUCUGUGUGAGGAGCGUCAACAACGAGCUGCAGUUCUACGAGAACAACGACUUCAACUCCAUCGCCAACAAGCUCCACAUGCAGAAAGUGUCAGACUUUGCGUUGUCGCCUGGAGGUCAGCCCAGCAAGGUCUCCGUCUACGUCCCGGGCAGCAAAGGAGCUCCGUCAUUCGUCCGCCUGUAUCAGUACCCGGUGCUGGGAGGGCCGACUGCUGCGCUCGCCAACAAGAGCUUCUUCAAGGCCGACAAAGUGACCAUGCAGUGGAACAAGAAAGCCUCAGCGGUGCUGGUGACAGCGAGUACUGAAGUGGAUAAACCGGAGCGUUCAUAUUACGGAGAGCAGACGCUGCAUUACCUCGCCGUUAACGGAGAGACGGCUGUGGUUCAGCUCCCGAAGAACGGUCCGAUCUACGACGUGGCGUGGAGUCCAAACUCCACGGAGUUCUGCGUGGUGUACGGCUUCAUGCCGGCCAAAGCCAUCUUCAACCUCAAAUGUGAUCCUGUGUUCGACUUUGGGACUGGACCCCGAAAUGCUGCCUACUACAGCCCUCAGGGCCACAUCCUGGUCCUGGCUGGCUUCGGGAACCUGCGAGGUCAGAUGGAGGUCUGGGACGUGAAGAAGUACAAACAGGUGUCCAAACCUCAGGCUCCAGACGCCACUCAUUUCUCCUGGUGUCCUGAUGGCGAGCACAUCGCCACGGCGACCUGCUCUCCUCGGCUGCGGGUCAGCAACGGUUUUAAGAUCUGGCACUACACCGGCUCCGUGUUGCAUAAAUGGGACGUGGCGGCCCGCUCGGAGCUGUGGGAGGUGCUCUGGCAGUCGUUCCCUGAUGGCAGCUUCCCAGAACGGGCCGUCAAGUUCCAGGCGGCGCCCAGCCAGCUGGGGUCCACCCAGGCCCCGCCCACGCAGGCGUACCGGCCGCCUGCCCUGAGACAUCUGCCGGCCGUGCCCAGCUCCAAACUGCACGAGGACGAGCCUCCUCAGGACCUUCGACCCGGAGCUUCGGGAGAGAGAAGUCUCUCUAAAGCUGCUCUGAAGAAUCAGAGGAAACGAGAAGCAAAGAAAGCAGCGAAACAGGAGGCGAAACCAGAACCUGAACCUCCCUCUGACCCUGCCCCUGUCAGCAACAGCCAAUCAGAGGCGAGCAGCGGCGACCCGGAGACGGACAAGAAGAUAAAGAACUUAAAGAAGAAACUGAAGGCCAUCGAGGAGCUGAAGGAGCAACAGACGCUGGGAAAAGUGCUCCAGAAGAACCAGCUGGAGAAGAUCCAGAAGGAGCAGCAGCUGCUGAAGGAGCUGCAGGAGCUGCAGAUUGGACAGUAGGGAGUGUGGUAGGAGCUACGGGCCACGCCUCCAGUCCCGCAAUACGUCAUUCACACACACAAACACACAGGGAUGGGUGGCGUGUGUGUUCAAACUGCACAUUGCUAGUGAGGGGUGGGACUUAUGACAUGCCUCCAGAGGGAUGAAGUGAUUGGUUGGUUGUUCCCUAUUUUCAUGCUGCGGCCGUGAGCCGCUGGAGGUUGUCCAGAGGCAUUCUGGGAAGUGCAGGAAGCAGCUGAGGUGACCUGAACUGAAGCCGAGACCGUCUGUUAAAGGGACAGUCCAGUGUGUGUGUGUGUGUGUGUGUGUGUGUGUGUGUGUCUCCACUGAAGCCUUCUGCUAUGCAGCAUCUGUACAGUGCUCCUUUCAGAAUAAAAGCCUGCUUGUCACGUUGAAACUGAGUCCAGAUGCCAAUAAAGUUUGUAACAGAUCAGAAGAUCCUGACGACGUGUUAUUGGACUUUAGUCAGAAUAAAAGGGAAACCUUUGUAUUUUUGUGCAUGUUUAAUAUUUUAAAAUGACCUGCACAGGUUUGUAGCUGAUGUUCAUGGAGCAUGGAGGUUCACAGAUUUGAGCGGGACCUGCACACAGUGAUCAUUUUGAGAUGUUUGCAAGCGAGAACAAACAGAAAUCAUGUUUAUUGGGCCCAGAAAUGUGCAUAAUGGGAUGUUUGUUGGUUUUGCAUCAGGUUGCGUCACUGACAAUGAGAGUUACACUGUCCUGCUGUUUUAUUCUUUAAUAAAUACAAACUGCAGGAGACUCAGAGCCUGGUCAGCGAUGUCUUCACGUUGAUCCUUUUUAAACAUGUUUCCUCUAACAAAGGUUUCAGUGCGGCUCACACAUGGACAGAUGUUUCUGAUGUCUCAGUUCAAUUCAUUUUUUUAUACAGCACCAAAUCACAUCAACAGUCUCCUCAGGAACUUGAUACAGUAGUGUGUGGCUUCAUUUUGAGCAUAAUAAAAUAAAACAAAUUUUCAUCAGA
Archocentrus centrarchus (flier cichlid) is the source of this 2721-nucleotide messenger RNA. It is a transcript of the gene eif2a, whose product is annotated as eukaryotic translation initiation factor 2A. NCBI's taxonomy places the organism in Eukaryota, Metazoa, Chordata, Actinopteri, Cichliformes, Cichlidae. Gene Ontology annotation, molecular function: translation initiation factor activity; tRNA binding; mRNA binding. Gene Ontology annotation, cellular component: cytosolic small ribosomal subunit. The record is from RefSeq and is a predicted model, not a curated record. Gene Ontology annotation, biological process: translational initiation.